UGUAACUUUAACAACAUUUGAGAAAUGGCAGAACAAGAGCUUUUCAACGUGAGGAUUAAGUUUGUGGAAAAUGCAUCCAAAGAACUCAUCAAUCAGCUGCUGGAUGACAUUUUAGGGGAUCGUAUCGUGAACGUUGGGGAGAAGGACUCAAUAAUUGAGAAAAACCAGAGCAAAGCAGACAGGGCUCGCUGUCUCAUUGACACAGUGAGGAACAAAGGAAAUGACGCCAGCAGGAAGCUGAUCGCUCACAUUCAAAUUAGAGAUCCUGCACUUUACUCCACCCUGGGUCUGUCCUCCGGUCAGCCUGCUCCUCCAGAACCCCCGGUGGAGCAGAAAUGGUCUGAGACAGUCAUCAAGACCACUGAGGAGUUUUGGAUCGAGAAGCAGAAGGAUAAAGAUGUUUACCCUGCAGCCAAAAGUUCCAUUAGGAAUCGUGUGGCCCUGCUAAUCACUAAUAUAAAGUUUACUGAUAAGAAAUGGAACAGAAGUGGAGCUGAGACAGAUGAGAAGAACAUGGAGAAGCUGCUCACAUGUCUGGGAUACGAGGUGGUGAAACACACAAACCUCACAGGAAAGGCGAUUGAUGACUCUAUAAUUAAGUUCUCUAAACUUCCGAAACUCAAAGAGACAGACAGCGUGGCGGUCGUCAUCAUGUCUCACGGGAAACGGGAUGUCGUCAUCGGUGUCAACCACACUGAGACAUCUAGUGAUGAGUUCCACAUCAACAACAUUUACACACACUUGGGCUCAAAGGAAUGUCCAGCGCUGCUGGACAAACCCAAGAUCAUUAUCAUCCAGGCCUGCAGAGGAGGCGAGGAAGGAUCAGUACUUGUGAUCGACAGUGCAAACUCAGCUCUGGACUGUGAUGAUGUGAAUCAGCCAGGUUCAUCCCUGUUUGCUGGUGGAGAAAACAUAGAGGAUGAUGCUUUACGACUUGCGCACAAAGAAAAAGACUUCAUUUCUCUUCUUUCCUGCACCCCUGAUACUGUCUCAUAUAGGAACACAUGUAGUGGGUCUUUAGUGAUCCAGUCUGUGGUUAAGGUCUUUAACACCUUCGCAUGUGAGAAUGACAUCGAGGAACUUUUCAGAAAAGUCAUGCGGAGCUUCGAAGCCUUUCCUGCACAGAUGCCAACCAAAGACAGAUGCACUCUGCUGAAGCGUUUCUACUUCUUUCCAGGUAUCUGAGACAGCAAACCGAGGUUGCAACGCUUUUCUCAGGCGCUACAUGAUAAAAAGAUAAAAGCUAUGCAUUGAUUACUGAAUGAGCCCGGGUGCAUCCAUCCAUCCAUGUAUCACAAAGUUGGCACAUAAAGAAUUAUUUCAAGUUGAUAGAAAUCUGCUUUUGAUUGUUCUUUGCUUUUUUUUUUUACCCUUUAACGAAUCAUCUGCUAAGAUAACAUUGCUUGAAGUAAAAUUGCUGCCUUGCUAAAGUUGCUGUGUAAAAUUUAACCACCAUUAUAAUAAUGCCGUGUAAUCAGGAUGUAUCUUGAGCGUAUGUUUCAGUAUUGACAGUAGAAAAGUAUUUUAUUCUUACUCUUUACUCUGACAGUCACUAUAUACCAAAAUAUAUUCCUUGAGUGUAAUUGCUUCUAUGCGUUGCUAUAUGAAUUUAUAAUGUGUUAUAAAGUGUAAACCUUAAUCUACUGAAAUAACUGGACAUGUGAAAAUGUUGUGGAACCGUUUUUUGUUACAAAAACAUUUAGAAUGAUAGAAGAAGAUCUUUAGUUUUAUCACCUGGAGACGUGAUGGAAAGUCUGACAGCAGUUUGCUGCCGAGGCACAAGAGCCUUCAUCCGAAGACUCACAGGAGGUGAAACUCUGCAGAUGGCAGCGAGUGGUGUUUUUGCUUAUGAUGAAAACGUCUUAGAUAUGUUAACAAGUGAUGAAGAUGAUGUUUUGAAUAUAAUGAGGAUGAUAAAUAAUUGAAAAUGAUAGAGGAUGCUAAAUUAAAUAUAUAUAUAUUUAAUUUAGCUUCCUCUAUCAUGAUUGAUUUAUUGAUUUAUUACACAGUUGAUUUAUGGAGUAUCAAGGAAGUUAAAAUGUGACCGUAUCAUAGUGUGUUGCCCCUAACAAGUCUAUUACUUAUGAUAAAUGGAUUGAUUAAUUGAUGUAUUGUAAUUUGAUCCGCUGUGCUCAGCUGCUUGAUUUGAUCACUUUAUGAUGAUAUAUUGCUGAGCUCACUGUAAAACUUGGACUAAAUAGAGAGUGCAUUGUGAGUAUAUGGGUGAGCUGUGAGCUGUUGUUGAAUGUCAAAAAGAAGCCAUAUAUGGUGUGCUCUGUGAAGAGGCAGGAAGACUGCCAUGCAUGUAUCACACACGCUCAGACUGAAUGAACACCAGAAACCAUCCAACCACAAAAGGGCCUCUUGCGUGAGAGAGAUCGACCGAUGCCAGCAAGAUCGUGCAAAGUACUGUUACAUCCUGUUUACUGUUACACUUAACCUCCAGUUGCUCCAGAGGCGUGCGACCUCUGACAUGUAUAGCAAUUGUAAGUCGCUGAAUGAAUAAAUGUAAUGUAAUAAAAAUGUCCUUUGAGUGAAAAGCUCAAGGUACAACAGAG
Messenger RNA from Micropterus dolomieu (smallmouth bass), 2558 nucleotides. RefSeq names its product caspase a-like. Gene Ontology annotation, molecular function: cysteine-type endopeptidase activity. Bases 25 to 1185 code for a protein of 386 amino acids. Gene Ontology annotation, biological process: regulation of apoptotic process; proteolysis. NCBI's taxonomy places the organism in Eukaryota, Metazoa, Chordata, Actinopteri, Centrarchiformes, Centrarchidae. The record is from RefSeq and is a predicted model, not a curated record. The transcript has 8 exons.